Cotesia congregata is the source of this 1335-nucleotide messenger RNA. NCBI's taxonomy places the organism in Eukaryota, Metazoa, Arthropoda, Insecta, Hymenoptera, Braconidae. The record is from the annotation of a GenBank genome assembly.
AUGGGAAAUUAUGUAGGAAAUAUAAUAAUAUGUGUCCUUGUAGUGCUGUCAAUAGGAGUAAUUUAUGGCACGACACAAAUAGUUAAAUCAUUAACUGAGAAUCAACACGAGUUACUGAAUUCCGGUUCAUACAAUUGGAUUAUCAGGUUGAGUCUUAAUUUGUUAGGAUACACAACUAUUUUAUUACCUGGAUAUUUAGUGUAUAAAUAUGUUAGGCACAGCAAGUACCUGCAGAGAGCUGGAACUGGAGUAAUGUCAAAACUAGUCCAUAGAUGUAUUUCAGGCGGCGGAGAAUCUGGCCUGCUUGAUACAACUGAUUACAUUCCUGCGUCAAAAGCUAGUCAAGAGCAGCGUUUCAUUAAAAAUGAAACAUUUUUAUUAUUAUAUUGUUUUUCAGGUUUACAAAUAAGUUAUUUGACAUGGGGAUACUUCCAGGAAAAAAUAAUGACUCAAGAAUAUGUUAAUUCAAUUGGCGAAAAAGAACACUUUAAAGAUUCGCAAUUUUUAGUAUUUGUAAAUAGAAUUCUCGCUUUUACAAUAUCGGGCUUGUAUUUAAUUAUCAGAAAGCAGCCACGUCAUAUAACGCCACUGUACAAAUAUUCUUAUUGUUCUUUGUCUAAUAUUUUAAGCAGCUGGUGUCAAUAUGAGGCACUUAAGUUUGUUAGUUUUCCUACUCAGGUAUUAGCGAAAGCUUCUAAGAUAAUUCCCGUGAUGAUAAUGGGAAAAUUAGUAUCUCGUAAAACAUACGAGUACUACGAAUACGUGACGGCCAGUUUGAUUUCCCUCGGUAUGACACUAUUCAUGCUGGGAAGCACCGAAACAGUUAAUGAUAAAGUAACAACUAUAUCAGGUGUAAUUUUACUUGCCGGUUACAUGGUACUCGACAGUUUUACAAGCAAUUGGCAAGAAGCAGUUUCUAAAGAAUAUGGACCAACUAGUAUUCAAAUGAUGUGUGGAGUUAAUUUAUUUUCCUGUUUACUUACAGCAACGUCAUUACUCCAACAAUCUGGAUUUACACAUUCUCUCUAUUUUCUUAUCAAGUUCCCAUCUUUUCUGAUAGACUGUCUACUCAUAUCAAUAUGUUCCGCGACCGGACAAUUAUUUUUAUUUUAUACAAUAGCGCAAUUUGGAGCUGUUACAUUUUCAAUUAUCAUGACAAUACGCCAGGGCCUCGCUAUUUUGUUGUCCUGUCUGAUAUAUCAACAUCAAAUAACGAUAUUCGGAAUAAUUGGAAUAUUUAUAGUCUUCGGUUCAAUAUUUUUACGGAAUUAUUGCCGCAACAGGCUGCGAGCGUUGAAAAAGCACCGAGCUGAGAAUAUAAAUAUCAAAGAUUAA